Nicrophorus vespilloides is the source of this 2638-nucleotide messenger RNA. RefSeq names its product polyribonucleotide nucleotidyltransferase 1, mitochondrial (gene PNPase). The transcript has 5 exons. NCBI's taxonomy places the organism in Eukaryota, Metazoa, Arthropoda, Insecta, Coleoptera, Silphidae. Gene Ontology annotation, cellular component: cytosol; mitochondrion. The record is from RefSeq and is a predicted model, not a curated record. Bases 173 to 2431 code for a protein of 752 amino acids. Gene Ontology annotation, molecular function: 3'-5'-RNA exonuclease activity; polyribonucleotide nucleotidyltransferase activity; RNA binding. Gene Ontology annotation, biological process: mitochondrial mRNA catabolic process; mitochondrial RNA 3'-end processing.
GAAUUGUGAAUGAUUUUAUCUUAAUACAACAGUCCAAAUAUACGUGUUUGCAAGGUAUUCUUAUAAAUAUCAUUUUGCGCGUUUGAGAAACACCGAUCGUUCAAUAAUAAUAAUAAAAUAUGGUAUGAAUUGUAUUCAUCAUAACCUAGAAACUGCUCGAAACAAAUGAAAGAUGUACGGUGUUAGGAGGGUGUCCGUAGCUGGUAAACAUUUAGUCCAAUUAGAAAAUAAGAAUGUCAGGAGAUGCAAGAGGUAUUAUAGCGCACCGUUGGAUCAGACCGAGGUAGAGGUGCCGUUCAGCAACGGGAGGAACCUCCGGUUAUCGUCCGGCAGAUACGCCAAAUUGGCGGACGGAUGUGCCGUGGCGUCGCUAGGUGACACCGCAGUCAUGGUUACAGCAGUGUCGAAGACGAAACCGUCGACGAGCAACUUUCUGCCGCUCGUCGUGGACUACAGGCAGAAAUCGGCUGCGGCCGGUCGGAUACCAACGAAUUUCCUGAGGCGAGAAUUGGGCGCCAGCGAGAGGGAGAUUCUAUCGGCGAGACUGGUGGACAGGAGUCUGAGGCCGCUGUUCGCGAAGAACUUUUUCUACGAAACGCAGGUCGUCUGCAACAUGCUGGCGGUGGACAGCGCGAACAGUCCGGAUGUGCUAGCAAUCAAUGCGGCAUCCGCUGCUCUCGCUGUCAGCGACAUUCCGUGGAAUGGACCGGUGGGAGCGGUGCGAUUGGGUUUCAUCGACAACGAGGUCAUAGUGAAUCCGACGAGGAGGGAACUUCAGGAGUCGAUACUGAAUUUGAUUGUGACGGCGACCAAACAGAACCUGGUGGUGAUGUUGGAGGGUAGCGCGAAGAAUAUGCUACAGCAGGAUCUGCUGAAGGCGAUAAAAAUUGGCACAAAAGAAACGCAACACGUGAUACAGAGCAUAGAUAAACUGAGCAAAGCGUGCGGCAAGAAGAAGAGAGAGUUGGAGAUGGCGAAAGAGUUGUCGGGGGAGGUCGAGGAAGCGUUGAGGACGUUGGCGGGGAUGCGAGUGAGGGAGAUCUUCAUGAACUACACGCACGAUAAACUGAGCAGGGAUUACGCGCUGAACGAUGUGCGGACGGACGUGCUGGAGAAGAUCAGGGCGAACUAUCCGGAUACGGACGUGGCACUCGUCGCCGAAGGCCUCAACGAUCUGAUAAAGAAGGUGUUCAGGGAUCUGGUGUUCGAGGAGAACGUCCGAUGCGACGGACGGACGUUCGACGAGCUGCGCAACAUCUCGUGUCAGGUGAACAUGUACAAACCGUUGCACGGGAGCGCCGUCUUUCAGCGAGGUCAGACGCAGGUGUUUUGCACCGUCACCCUGGACUCGCAGCAGAGCGCGCUGAAGAUGGAUUCGAUGGCGAUGCUGACGGGUGACGGCGUCAAGGAGAAGAACUUUUUCCUGCACUACGAAUUUCCGCCGUUCGCGACGAAGGAGACGGGCAGAAUCGGACCGGCCGGUAGAAGAGAGCUCGGACACGGCGCCCUCGCUGAGCGCGGACUCAAUCCGAUCUUGCCGGAGAAUUAUCCGUUCACGGUGAGACUCACGUCCGAGGUGCUCGAAUCGAACGGUUCAAGUUCGAUGGCGUCGGUGUGCGGCGGCAGUUUGGCCCUGAUGGAUGCAGGCGUUCCAGUUUCAUCACCGGCGGCCGGCGUCGCCAUCGGACUAAUCUCGAGGUUCUCGGAAAACGAUACCAAGCACAUGGAGGACUAUCGGAUACUGACCGAUCUACUGGGUAUAGAAGACUACAUGGGAGAUAUGGACUUUAAGAUCGCCGGCACCAAGAAGGGAAUCACCGCACUGCAAGCGGAUAUCAAGAUUCCCGGAUUGCCGCUGAAGAUCGUGAUGGAAUCGAUACAGAAGGCGACCGAAGCCAAAGCCAAGAUAUUGGAUAUCAUGCAUGAUUGUAUCGAGAAGCCGAGGGUCGAAAAGAAAGAGAAUUUGCCGGUCAGUCAGAAGCUGGAAUUGGAGGUGCACAAGCGGUCCAAGCUGCUCGGCGUCGGUGGAAUCAAUCUGAAGAAACUCUUCCUGCAGACCGGCGUUCAGGUGAAUCAGAUAGACGAUACGACGUUCGAGAUAUUCGCACCGAAUCAGAGCGCUCUCGACGAGGCGAACGAGAUCAUCCAGAAAUGGCUGAACACGGAGAGAACGCCCGAAUUGGAGUUUGGCGGCAUCUACAGUGCAACGAUCGUCGAGAUACGCGAUAUCGGUGUGAUGGUCACUCUUUAUCCGGGCAUGCCGCCCGCGCUUCUGCACAACUCUCAACUGGAUCAGCGCAAGGUGGGGCAUCCUAGUGUUCUGGGUUUGGCGGUGGGCCAGGAGAUGCAGGUGAAGUACUUUGGACGCGAUCCAGUCUCCGGUUUGAUGCGACUGUCGAGGAAAGUUCUUCAGAGUGCGGCGCUCAGAUAAAGUUUGUACGAUGAACGUUAAUUAAUUCUUAAGAAAUUACAUUACACUCUCUUUUUUUGUUGCUGACGUUGUCUUCGUCUUCUUUCAAACUUGGUACACUUUUAUUUCCUCCCUCACAACGUUCACUAUGUAUUGUUUGUGUUUAUUUUUUCCGGUCGGUUAUUAAUCUAUAAUCGUUUCACGCAUACCAUACCAUCUACCACCACC